This is a messenger RNA of Parnassius apollo (apollo), 522 nucleotides long. The record is from the annotation of a GenBank genome assembly. NCBI's taxonomy places the organism in Eukaryota, Metazoa, Arthropoda, Insecta, Lepidoptera, Papilionidae.
AUGACAAUAAUAAUUCCGUUGGGCAGUCCAGGUCAUGACAAGUUAUUCAAAGUGCUCCCACUUUUAGAUGGCAUUAGGCAGCAACUUUUACUAGUUCCCAAAGAGGAAUAUCUGGCAGUUGAUGAACAGAUAAUCCCUACGAAAGUUCGUCAUGACCUGAAACAAUACAACCCAGCAAAGCCUCAUAAAUGGGGAUAUAAGAAUCAAGUUCUUAGUGCAGUUUCAGGAUUUAGUUACGAUUUUGAUAUUUUUGCUGGUGAUCAAAGUAACACACGACCUGUAGGUGCACCAGACUUGGGUGUUAGUGGCAAUGUUGUAACUCGUCUUACUGAAACAGUACCAAGACAUGUUAAUCAUAAGAUCUUUUUUGAUAAUUGGUUCAAUAGCCCUAAGCUCCAGGUACAUCUUACAAAGAUCGGACUUUUGCCUUUAGGUACAGUGCGCCUGAACAGAGUUCCUAAUAUAGAUAUGCCGCUAGAAAAGGAGCUGACAAAAAAGGAACGUGGAUUUUUCAUUGAAUAG